Molecule: messenger RNA, 2118 nt
Organism: Lachancea dasiensis
Lineage: Eukaryota; Fungi; Ascomycota; Saccharomycetes; Saccharomycetales; Saccharomycetaceae
Source: the annotation of a GenBank genome assembly
AUGACUUCAAGCAUGGAUAGACAGCUCUGGGAGCUGGUAAACAACUUCUUUUUGAAGGCAUCGCUGUUGGUUUGUCAGUCGAAGCAUUAUAAAGGACAGCCGAGUACGGAGGUCGCCACAACCACAAAUAAUUGGUUCAACAUCGAAUCCCUGGGGAUGAAAGAAUUGGAGAAGGAGAUGGGUCCCUGGACUUCAUUUGAUGGGACAAGUAAUGUACCACCUCUGGUUAUAGAAACAUUUUUGGACUUGACACAUUUGAGCCCGUCGCAGUCCAUCAUAUUGAAAGAUCAGGAUGGAAACCCUUGGAAUGUCUGCAAAGGCACAAAGAAGUCGGAAAUCAUGCUAGAGCGGUGGCUCGUACAACUGGAGAAUGGUGCUGACGAAAGCGAUGUUAAACGUAAAAGCGAAGCAGGGACUGGUUCCGAGACAGGGAUCUUUGGCCCUGAGACCGGCUCCAGUCACGAGGCCCAAUCUGAUAUCCAGGAGAUAUAUCGUCAACUGGUCUUGUUAUUCCGGUAUCUUCACACGCUAGUAGGUCUGCUGCCGGCAAGCGAACUACACAUGCGGCUGUCGAAGCCCGUUACCAGCUCAGGGAUGUCCUCGCCAGUCUUUGUUGGAGCUAGGAUUUUGGAUGGGUCCAAGCCGAUUGUGUCGAAGGGCCGAAUUGGGCUCAGUAAAUCUUUGAUUGCUUCUUAUUCGAAUGCUAUCAAUGAAACGAACUUGCCGGCUCAUUUGGAGCAAAGAAAAAUUACACCGAUCCGAACGAAAUAUGGAUCGUUGAGGAUAUCUGUAUCUUACAGGCGGGACGCAGACUUCUAUGUUAACGAUAAUGACGAAUACUAUGCGAAUCAAUUUGGCAAUUUCACUUCAGAUUCCCGCCCAGCGCGCUCUCAUGCCUUGUCUGCGCCCAAUUCGUCACUGAAGAAAAUCGAGCAACGGUCAAUGUCAGUUUCACCUAACACAAACAUCAGUCCCAAUGCUUUAAUGGAGCCAUCACCUCACAAAAAGAUCCUUGCACCAAAUCGUCAACUUCAACCCUUCAAGGCUGGUUCGGUAGGAAGUGGAUCCAUCCCUCAAGUCAUUCAGGGUAAUAGCAUAAGUCGAAAUGCCUCAGGCUCCUCUGUUGUCGCUACUCUCAGGGCGCAAAGGUCCAGUAUUGGUUCUAUGACGACCAACACGAACCCUCUACAUGAUUCACAUAUGGAGCCCUCUAGUAUCGGGAGCGGAAGUCUAUCAAAGUAUUCCUCGUCAUUUGGCCGCCUGCGUCGCCACUCAAGUGUAAGGAGGUCCGAUAGCAUCGAACGCACUCAAAGGCCAGUUAAAUUGACAGAAUCUCCUUCGGGCGAUUUGGUGGAGUUCAUGAAACUUUUGGAUGAACCCAAAGAAUUAAAAUCGAAGCGGACCGACAGGGGUACUAGGGCUGACAUGACCAGUUCCUUAUUAAAAUUUCAGGGAAUGAAAGCAAUUAACAAUAAUUUGAGUACAGAUCUCUCUAUGUCCAUGUCAAUGGAGCGACCACAGGCUGGUCAGCCAAGGAACAGGUCGAAUUCUCACUCUCCCAAUUCCUCUUUUUCACCAUCCAUCCAUUACUCAUCGAUUCCGACGAGACUAUCACAAAGCCGCUCAAAUUCAUAUCGCAAUGAUGGUACUGGUACUGAUGAAUAUUUUAGCAGACGUAGUUCUGCUGAUAGACCAAAAUCAGUCGUUUACAAUCUCAAUGAAAGCGUCAACGACACACACAAGUCUCUGUUGCGCGGAAGUUCGGUUAAUGAGGACGAGGACGAGGACGAGGACGAGGAUGAUGAUUUAUUAGCAGGGAAAUCCACAUACAAUAACUCAAAUCCUAUCAACAGGAAUCGAUCAACCUCACCGGGCUCAAUGCGUAGUGUAUCCAGUUCUUUCUCGAAGCAACUCCCAUUCAAGUCGGUCGCCAACUUUUCGGUGCCAACAACAAUGGCAACACCUGCACAUGCGAAACUACACAAGGCUGUGGUGGCCUCCUCACCAGAGUCCCAUGGCGCUGGCAAUAGUGGCCAAAGAAAGGACGACUCCAUGAAUCAUGGAGAGGAGGAUGACGAACUUUUGUUUUUUAUGAGCGACAUGAAUCUGUCAAAAUGA